This is a messenger RNA of Aedes albopictus (Asian tiger mosquito), 4248 nucleotides long. RefSeq names its product translocation protein SEC63 homolog (gene Sec63). The transcript has 8 exons. Gene Ontology annotation, biological process: SRP-dependent cotranslational protein targeting to membrane; post-translational protein targeting to endoplasmic reticulum membrane. The record is from RefSeq and is a predicted model, not a curated record. The coding region runs from base 380 to 2659 and encodes 759 amino acids. NCBI's taxonomy places the organism in Eukaryota, Metazoa, Arthropoda, Insecta, Diptera, Culicidae. Gene Ontology annotation, cellular component: Sec62/Sec63 complex. Gene Ontology annotation, molecular function: RNA binding; transmembrane protein transporter activity.
UGCUUUCUUUUCGCCGUCCGUCCGUCAGUUUGUUCGUGGUGCCUCUCCGGAUUCGGAACCGUCGUCCGUGGUUAGUGUCGUCGUCGCGCAAAAAAAGGAGCAGCUGCUUGGCACAGGAAAGUGAUUAGCGGAAAAAGGAAGUUUAGUGUGAUUCCCUGGUGCAGGUGGAUCCGAAAUAGUAGGGUGUUUUCCGUCCGAACCGAGGACCGCACCAAUGUAGACACGGGGGGAGAAAGAAGCAAACGUGUUGUAGUGUGAAUCGCUUGAAGAAAUCGUCGUGUCAUAAAUCCAGCCGGAUUCCCGGGGCUGAACCAGCCCAACAUUGACGGAUUGCGGGAGGAGAGACAGCAACAGAUAGAAAACAUCGUCGGGGAAGAAGAUGGGUGGCCAGAAGUUCCAGUACGAUGAGAGCGGAGGGACUUUCUUUUACUUUAUCCUGUCGUUCCUGGCGCUGAUACUGAUACCGGCCACUUUCUACUUUUGGCCUCGGAAGAAAAAGGAAGAUCCUGAGCGAUUCAAAGCAGAAUGCCAGUGCGAACCGUGUAACAAAAAACGCAUACUGAUAUCACAUUCCGACCCGUACAAAGGCGUCAAGGCAUUCUUCGUCAAGGUGCUUAUCAUCGGAGGAUGGGCCCUGCUCGCAUUUCUAACGUAUAAAGUAUCCCAGUUCGACUACGAGAUGUCCAACUUUGAUCCUUAUGAGAUUCUUGGUGUCCCACUGGGAUCCUCCCAGAAGGAUAUUAAGAAAGCUUAUCGUACCCUGUCGGUGAUUCUGCAUCCGGAUAAGGAAACUGGUGACGAGAAGGCUUUCAUGAAGUUGACCAAGGCUUACCAAGCUCUGACUGACGAUGAAGCGCGAAAGAACUGGGAAAAGUACGGCAAUCCGGAUGGCCCAGGAGCGACGUCGUUCGGUAUUGCACUGCCCUCGUGGAUCGUCGAAAAGGAGAAUUCCGUCUGGGUGCUGGGACUGUACGCACUGGUAUUUAUGGUGGCCCUUCCAACCGUGGUGGGCACCUGGUGGUAUCGAUCGAUUCGCUACAGUGGUGACAAGGUGUUGCUAGACACCACGCAGAUGUAUUUCUACUUUUUCCACAAAACACCGCACAUGGCCCUGAAGCGAGUGGUGAUGAUUUUGGCUGCCAGUUUGGAGUAUGAUAAACGGCACAACACCCAGGUGGUGGAACGACAGUCCGAUAACGAGGAGGUGCCGAUGCUCAUCAAACAACUGCCGAACUUGAACGAAAAGUGUAAGGAAUUGCCACUGUGUCGGAUGUACUCGAUCAAGGCUCGCGCCAUUCUGCACGCCCAUCUCAGCCGGAUGGCACUGAACCCACAUACGCUGGAUAAGGACCGGCAGUUCAUCGUGAAAAAGUGUCCCUACCUCAUCCAGGAGAUGGUUAGCUGCGUCAAUCAGCUGAUCAUGUUGGCCUACGCCAGACGGAUCUCUAAGCUCCCGACCAUCGAAACGAUCGAGAACUGCAUGAAGCUGUCGCCGAUGAUCAUCCAAGGUCUGUGGGAGUUCAAAAACCCACUGCUCCAGCUGCCGCACGUCACCGAAGAGCACCUUCGGUAUUUCAUCUCCAAGAAACCUCCAAUUCGCAAUCUACAGCAGUUUGCACAACUACCGGCAGAGGAAAGCCGCUUGGUUCUGCGCAGUUUGAGCGACUUCGAAUACGAGAACGUGAUGAAGGUGCUAGGUAGGAUGCCGCUGAUCGAUUUCUCCGUCAAAUGCGAAGUGGUGGACGACGAGAACUCGAACGUGGUCACUGCCGGGGCCAUCGUAACCGUGACGGUCGAGCUGGUGCGAAGGAGUAUGAGCGAACUCUUCGGGGAUGUAACCGCCAAAGAGAAGCAGGGCAUCACUGAAGGCAAAGACGACGGAGACGAAGGCGAUGACAAUGGAGGCGACAGUGCCGUAGCGGCGGCGCCCAAGGACGAAAAGGAAGAGGCCAAGGCCAAGAAACCCGCCUGGCAACCGAAGGCAGGCGGAAAGGGCCACAAAGGAAAGAGCAAAGGAGCGGCCAAUAAAAACCGCCACCGACAAGCAGCGGCAGCGGCCGCUGCGCUCGCUCAAACACAGGCCAGUAAGGUCGAAAAGAACAAAAUCAACGAAAAAGUUCGCAAGGAGGAAUCCGAUGCCGACAGCGGUGCCGAAAGUGACAACGACCUCAGCUCCGACGAGGGCAAGAAGUCCUCCGUGGAAGAUGAUGAUGUCGAGUGGGAAAAAUUCCAGCAAAAGAUCAACAAGCGUGAGAAGCUGGAAGGUAAAUCCAAGGUAUCCCACCCGGUGCACUGCCCGUUGUUCCCUGAGGAAAAAUAUGAAUACUGGUGGACGUACAUCUGCGACCGGAAGUCGCGCACCCUCCUGACGGCGCCCUAUCACGUCACCAAUCUGGUGCACCGCGAGGAGGUCGCACUCAAGUUCACCGCGCCCAAGUGGCCCGGCGUGUACGUGUUCACCGUUUGCCUCCGGUCGGAUUCCUACUUCGGAAUGGACCAGCAGGUGGACCUGAAGCUGGACGUCAAGGAAGCGGCCGCCAUCCCGACCGAGCACCCGCAGUGGGACAUCAGCGAUUCCGAGUCGGAAGCCGGCGAACAGCAGGCCAACGAGAGCGAGUUCACCACGGAUUCGUCCGAUGCGGAGAAUGACGACAAUUAGAGGGAAGGCUUGGCAUCUUGAUUCUCUGGACUGGAAGACGAUAGUUAGAAAGGUAAAAGUGUGCGUGAGGAGUGCAUGCACGUGUUGCAAUUGAGAGUAAUUAUUAUAAAUUUCCCCGAAAUCAUAUUGAUGGUUUGUUCAUUUGAGCAGUUUUCGUUGAAAUGGGUCACUAAUUAUUGAUGCAAAUCAAUGUUUCCAUAAAAGAUGUUGCCAUAUGUUGAAGCCCAUCUCCUCCUAGUAUUCAUUGAUGCUUUUAACCUUCCUAAGGUAUUACGUUGGCAACAGCUCGCUGAUGUAGUGCACGGUUUGAGCCAAAAAUGACCCUAAUGCACAAGGGUUUGAAGUCACUAAUUCAAAUCUGAUCCCCAUUUGAUUGAGAUUCACAGGUGCAAGAAUCACAAAAACCUUCUCUGGACCAAAUUGCAUGAGAAUUUUAUUGAAAAUCCAGAGAGAAUUCCAGUAGCAUUUCAAGGGAGAAUUAUUAUGAUUUUCUAUGUGAAACAAGCAGUUUUCUCAAAAAAAAAUAAUUGGUUUUCCGUUGAAAAAUACCCAAAAUGUGCGAGCUCCAGAACCAUUCUUUGAAGACUAUCUUUUUAGAUAGAUCCAGCGCCGGUAUUCAGCACCGGUACAGUAAAAGUGUUACUAUUACAAUCGCGUGGAUCUAAUAUUAUUUACGAUUAAUGCGAAAAAUAAUUAGUAUAAAAUGAGCUCUCCUAUUGUCUAGACAGAGCAUGUCUUGUUCAUCCAAUCAUCUUUUUUUCUUUUUUGUCGUCCACUGGAACUAAUCACCGGACUGGAUUUCAAAAACUAGAACGUAUCGUAUGUCUCAAUUGAAUGCAUAGAAAAAUAGUAUAAAACGAGCUCACCAAUUUAUCUGAUAGCCGUUUUCAAAACUUAUCGGAUUUUCGAGAAAAGAGUAUUUAAAUACACUUUCUAAUCUCUUCGGAAAAAGUUCAACAUCUGAACUAGCGGAUUCAAACAUGGAUUUGGACUUCACAAUAUGGUAGCUUUUCUAAGUAAACAGUCAAACUAGUAAUAUUUGUCCAAACUCACAAAGGUUUUUUUACACAUCUCCGUUACAAUAUUGUAGGAAUUCAGUAAAUCUAAGGAACCCCAUAAUCAGUGACCCACUUUUAAGACUGUAUUGUUGUUGGUUCAUCUACCUAACCCUGGAACUCCCCAUCCCUCAUCCUCAUUUGCAAACCACUACUGUUUGAGAAUGCGAGUACAUAAAGUGGUCCUAAUCGCUAACACGGAAUUCAAUCCCACUGAUGAUCAUGUUGAUGUUGGUAUCGAACGUGAACUUGAAAGAGUGACAACUAAAAAACAAGAGAGACGGGCACGGGGAAAAAGCACUUUUUUAUAUUAAACAAAAAAAAUCACUACAACGCGCUCGGUUAGAAGCGAAAGACUACAAUAUUUCUAGAGAAAAUUUUGGGUAAAAGUAAGUUAGAUUAAAAAAUGAAAAAAAAAAACAGAAAUGAAAACAUAGUUAUGUAGUGUUCAAAAGAAAACUGAGAAGCUCUGCAACAACAUUACAUACACACAAUCACAAUUAUAGAGAACAUUAAAAGUCUGUGAAACAAUAA